Messenger RNA from Copidosoma floridanum, 1145 nucleotides. RefSeq lists its product as uncharacterized. The record is from RefSeq and is a predicted model, not a curated record. NCBI's taxonomy places the organism in Eukaryota, Metazoa, Arthropoda, Insecta, Hymenoptera, Encyrtidae.
CUCACGUCGCGUGUGACAGACCCGACCCGGAGUGUGUUAUUUUUUAUUAUGAAUAAAGCCGGAGAAAUAAGACGUAGUGUUUCAUCAAACAUUUAUCUGCAUGUCACUUAACUAGAACUUUGUUAUCGUUUAAAAAAUUUUGAGAUAAGAUAAUGAGGGAAAGUGAGAACAAGAAAAAAAUAGUCGAGUAAAUACUUUAGGUUAAGUGACAGUGUUCAAAAGUUUUGUGAAGAGUAACAAUAUCAAUUAUUUUACAACUGAGGUAAAAAUUAUUUAUUCAAUGCGAGAUGACUACGAGAAAUGUAGAACAUUUAUGGAAUGUCACAAAUUAUUUGAGAAAGUUAGAAGGAAAGGCAGCAAAUUCAUUCAUGACAUAUUGCAUACAAAAAUGUAGACAAACGUUAGCACCAAUAGAACCGUUACCAAAGUCCCACUUUGGUUCAUCAAUCAUGUGCUCGUAUUGUGGCUCUGUCUGGUCGAAAAAUGAAAAUCACAUAAGAAUAGAUCCAGGCAGAGCUUGUUCCAAAUCAGUCAAACAAAUAAUUAGAGCCACAACGUAUAACUCGGUAUCCAGAUUUCGUGCAACGUUACUGAAAAAGAGCUUGAAAAAUCAAAUGAACAAGGUUGUCAUCAGGUGCUCUGUUUGCUCGAAAAAAACUGUGAUCAAUUGUAAAAAGCCAGAAAGGCCAAAGCCAGACAUCAAAGAAGUUGAUGAGACACUAAUGAGUACACCAGGAAACGUUUCUUCUUCACAAAAGAAAAAAAAGAAGAGGAAAAAGAAAGACAAGACUGCUGGCUUGAAUAUAUCAAACAACCAAUCGACUCGUAUUAGCAAGAAAGGAACAGGAAGUCUUAAUUCUACACCAGUGAUAAGAAUUAAGCAGCAGGAAAGGGAACUGACACCUCUUCAGAGAGUCAGAAAAAUAAAUUUACACAAGCUGAGUAAUCUAUUGAAUGAAAGCAAAGAAAAGUCAAGAAACAGCAUCAGUAGUUUUCUUGAAGAACUUUAUUAACUAAGAAAAGUCAUCGCAUCUUGUGUUCUUAUCUACUAAUUGUUGUGAGGGGAAAUAAAGAAGGGAUCAAGAUAUGUAUGCGCAUUGAGCAAGGUAACGUUCGAGAAGAGAGGUCAGGUCACCUGAAUGCAG